UUAUCAGCCCCGAGACUCUCGUGUUUGUGUAGUGGCCAAAUUGCAGCCAUGGGCCAAACUGUGUCCCUCUUCCACCUGCAUUCGAGCCCUGGCUCCCUGCUGAGCGAGCCUGGUAGGCAGACUGCUGAGAGGAAGAAACAUGUCAUCAAAUCAUCAAGUAGCCACAGGGGACCUGCUAGUAGCCCCAUCAGCUCGGCUUGUCAGUGAGAGCAAUAGAAACAUGACUGAUGUGCUCACUCGGUUACAACAAGUAUUUUACUAAUGACAUAAAAGGUGUUGCAUCACAAAUGGCAGCUGGCUGUUUUACACUCUAUACCCCAAGUAUACCUUUCUGGUGGAUGAUGUUGAAUUUAUGCUAUAACAUGUAGGAGUCUUGUGAGCCUAUAUGUCCUACAUCAAAGAACAUAAAUGACAAAUCCUCUGGGAGCGAUGGUAGCAUCCCACAGUCCCUCAGCUGGAUGUAAAUCCUGAUUUUUUUUUUUUCCCAAGCAGCCCUUGAUAUGGUUAAUGCUGUUUGUGUUAGUUUGUCAUGCAAGUGGAUGCAAGGCAGGGGAGAGAGGGGAGCGACAAGGAGCUGUGUGAAAUUGAGGCCAUUUGGCCCUAUGUGUGAAGCCUUACACACCUAUAUAACAGAGCAAGCCCCCAGCACUGGCAUUUGGAGAGAAGUGCAGCAGAGGGAUUGGAGGAGAAAUAGGGGGAAACAGAAAAAAUAAGAGAGGAUUCCCGCGCCACAGGAAACACACAUCACAUUAGAUCCAGAAGGAACAGAAAUAAGCCUGGAUGUGAGACUGUUGAUGGAAGCAGGGAAGUUAAAAAGGAGAGUUAAGUAAAGAAGUUAUUUUGGUGGAGGCGUACAGGGCGAGUCAAGGGACAAGGAGAAGGAAGGAAGAAUGCUCAGUGUGGAGAUGUACCCCAGUUUGGCCCUGGGACCGCAACGAAUGGGAGACUGCUUCUUCAGAGACCGGGAAGCCCCUGCCCAUGUGCCGCUGUUCCCUCCAGCCUGUGAUGUUGCAGCCAGAGCCCUGCCGCCGAGGCUGCUCCCUGUCCCCGGCGACACGGCUGCUAAGCCCCCAGAUGAGGUCAAGAUGGAGCUGGAGAACGUGUCUUUAUGGAAGCAGUUCAGCUCGGUGGGCACAGAGAUGAUCAUCACCAAGAAGGGCAGACGGAUGUUCCCUGGUCUGCGGGUGAAGCUGUCAGGCCUGAACCCGUCUCUCCGUUACAUCCUCCUCCUGGACAUCGUCCCGGUGGACAACUCCCGCUACCGUUUCCAAGGUGACACCUGGCAGGCCGUGGGCGGGGCAGAGGCGCGGCUACCGGACCGGGUGUUCAUCCACCCGGACUCCCCCGCCACAGGAGCCCACUGGCAGAGCCGCACCAUCAGCUUCCACUGCGCCAAGCUCACCAACAACACACUGGACACACAGGGAUAUAUCAUCCUCCACUCGCUGCAUCGGUACCAGCCCAGAGUUCACGUGAUUGAAGCCCGCGAUGUGCUGAGGUGGGGAGGGGGGCAGCACUCCUUUGUUUUCCCCGAGACCCAGUUCAUCACUGUCACCGCCUAUCAAAACAACAAGAUCACAGAACUGAAGAUCAACUCUAAUCCCUUUGCGAAAGGCUUUAGGGAGGACGGCAUGAACAGCAAAAAACAGAGAGAUGCAAGGCAGAAGCGCAAAAUAACCCAGCUGACAGAAACCUUGGAUAUUGUGAGCUGUGACUCCACUGAUCUUUUGCCCCACUCCACCGCCGCCGCUCCCACCACAGACCUCCAGGCCCUGGCCCUGGCCUCCCUGCCCCCGCUCCCUGCCCCGUCCUGUGGGUACAGAGCGGAGCAGACCCCCCACCAGCAGGACACUCAGGUCCCAGAGCAGCAGCUAGACUUAGGCCAAGCAUUCAUGGUAUCCCAGAUGUCUAACAUCACUGUUAACAUGGCCAAUGGGAUGGAGGGCACACCGGGAAGUGAGGUCCCGAACGCUAUAAUUGACAGAUCAGACAAUAUGGGUCAGCCACCAUAUACCUCCACCUACCCUGCUGCUCCACCUGGCUCCUCCUCUUUCCCCUCAGCUCCUCUUCCUCCGGCGUCCUCCUCCUUCCCAUCUAUCCCCGUCCCUGACUCUUCCGACACAUCUGAUCCUCAACCCUCUGCCAACUUCCAAUCGCCACCGGCCUCCACUUAUCCGUCUGUCCCGCCGAUUGACUAUCCUCCUAUUCUCUCCUCCUCCCCCACACUCCCUUCCUCCACCACCUCCCCUUCACUGCAGCAGACCUCCUUCAUUUAUCCCACCCUGACUCCACCACCCUCCACUUCCUCCUCCCCACAGCCGCUCCUCUCCUCUGGCUCCUCUUCAUCUUCCCCCUCUGCUGCCACAUAUCACGCCAUCCCUCCAUCCAACCCAGAGAUGAUCAGUCCACACACACCCACUGGCACCUCCUUUCCUGCCCCGUCUUCCACGUGCCAGUCAGGUGUGCAGGACCAAAUGCCGCCCCAAACUCUGCUCACCCAAGCUAACCAGCCUCUGCAGGGUGAACCUAUGUCCAACGAGAAUAAUUCACCUCAUGUUCAGAGUGGGGCAGUGUUUACCUACCCAAAUCUGCUGCCGGCAAACCCCAAUCCUGACCCACUUACCCCACAGCCUCUUCCAGUCCAAAACCAGCAGCCGGAGGGGAUAAACCCCACACCGUUCCUGCAUUGCUCGCCACCAAACCACAGCGUUCCCACGUCUUUCACCUUCCCCUCUGUCCCUCCGCCCAUUCAGAACCUGCCGUUCCCAAAUCCUUCUUCUGGCUCUACUCACCCUGCUCUUCACAUCCCAAAUCUCAGCCAAGCCCAAGCUCCACCCCUUGCUGCACCUUUCCCUCCCUCUUCCUUCACUCAUCCAUCUCCUUCCCUUCCGCACCCGGCUUUCCAGCCCUCCUCUUGCUCGGCUGUCUCCUCCGCUCCCUCCCUGCCACCGGCAGCCCAUCCGCAGAACCUUACCUCCGCCUCCUCUGCCUCUGCACCGUACCCUUCAGUCGCUCCUGUUGAAAUAGGUGCCAUUCCUCAGUUCAACCCAGGCGCCCCCUAUCUGUCAGAGAUGGUGCUGCACCACCCGUCUCUUCUACCUCAGCUGGAUCCAUCUCUUCCCUCCUGCCUUUCUUCCUCCGCUGCCCCUCCGGCCCUGUACCCCGCCUUUCCCUCUUAUCCUCUCCGGAUUUGUCAAGACCCUCGCUCGUCCCUUCCCAUUCCACUCAGGCAUCUGUACAGACAGCAUGGCCACGCUCACACUCAGGGCUCCUACUUGGAUAUGAGCACAAGAGCUGUGUUUUAA
Molecule: messenger RNA, 3305 nt
Organism: Myripristis murdjan (pinecone soldierfish)
Lineage: Eukaryota; Metazoa; Chordata; Actinopteri; Holocentriformes; Holocentridae
Gene: tbx6
Product: T-box transcription factor 6
Exons: 8
Coding region: 891-3305 (804 amino acids)
Biological process (GO): morphogenesis of embryonic epithelium; positive regulation of DNA-templated transcription; regulation of transcription by RNA polymerase II
Cellular component (GO): nucleus; chromatin
Molecular function (GO): RNA polymerase II cis-regulatory region sequence-specific DNA binding; DNA-binding transcription factor activity, RNA polymerase II-specific
Source: RefSeq, a predicted model, not a curated record